UUUGCUUUUCAAACAAGUAUUUCAAGACCGGCAGUUUAAUAUUCUGUGUUAGUUGCGUACGGAUCGCGAACGUAGAAGGAUGUAUUUAGUGAGUGGAAAUUGAAACGGAAUAGAGAAUACGGUGUGGUUGGCAAGAACAAGAACGUAUCUACCUAACUACAAAACAUACACACACACAAAUAAAAGUGGAUUACACAAAAGCAGCAGCAACAACAAUGAGAUUACUCGUAUAAAACACAACCCCCAAAAUAAAAUAUUGUAUCAAUGCUCCAACAACCAACCCUCAAAACUUUGUGGAUUACUAGCUCCAGCAAUAACGACAACAACAACAAACAUAAAGUUCUAUCACUAAGCAACGUUUGAAAAAAGUUUUUUUUAUGUCAUUACGAUAUAGAAAAAUUGGAAAACAAAAAUAGCAACGAAAACGCACAACUGAUUGAAAAUUCAACAAAAAUUUAAGUGAAAUUUGAAAAGUGAAGAGUGCAACGGAAAACGCCAGAAACAGUGAAUUAUUUAACAUUAACGUUUUAUGCUCAAAAUGAAUUUUAAGUUUAAACCAACAAAAGCAACAACAAAUCAUUUAUUAACAAGAAUCUCAAAACAAAAGAAACGAACCAAUUUCAAUCAGUUUAAUUGUACAACAACAACGGCAAUUGAGCGAAAAUUAGCAAAAGUGCAUCAGAAAAGAAAAAUACGAUUUUGUCAACAACCCGUCAUAGAGUGAAGGGACCCCAGGAAGACAAAAACGAAAAAAGUGAUAAACGAAAGCAAGAGAAACAAAAAUUCAGUGAAUUAAAAGCCCAAAGUUAUAGUUUGUGGGCCAACCAAGACUCGUCGAAUAUUGUUUAAGAAGUUGUUGGUCGCUUACAACAAGUCUGGAUUAUUAACUACGACCAAGCAGCACGCACAACACAACACAACACAAGGAAGCAAACGAAAAAAAAAAAACAGCAGCUGUUUUGAAAAUUUAUUCUCCCCUCUCAAAAGAACGAAAAACAAGUGGACUAAAACUCCUGGCUGACAAGAGGAUUUUUUUUAAAUAAUUAUUAAGUUAAAAGACUUGACCUGAAAUAAAAAAUGGCUCAAACAACAACAACAUCAACAACACAUGAAAAGAAUUCAUUGGAUUCCACCUUUGAAUCGAUUAUCAUAGACAUUCCACAAUCGAUAACAUUCUCAUCAUCAUCCUCAUCAUCGUAUGAUACGGAUAGCAGUGUGAACAGUGCCACCUGCUGCACCAAACAUCAGGAGCAUCUUUACAUGCAGCGGGCGCCACAAAUGCACAAGCAUGACAACAUUGCAACAGCCACAGCCGAUUUGGAAGCUGUUUACUUUAAAGCUGAUCAGCAACGCAAAAAUUGGCCAAUUUUCAUUUUAAUGAUUUCGCUAUUAGAAAUCGCCGUCUUUGUCUAUGACAUUAUGACUGUGCACAAAGACGCCGCGGCCACAGCGUUGGAUUUGCCCCUGGCCAUACCCACCGAUUCGGUGUUCAUCUAUCGUCCAGAUCGUCGCCUACAAGUGUGGCGUUUCAUUUCCUACAUGUUUCUACAUGCCAAUUGGUUCCAUUUGGGUUUCAAUGUGGUCAUCCAGCUGUUCUAUGGCAUUCCCUUGGAGGUAAUGCAUGGUUCGAUAAGGGUGGCCGUUAUCUAUUUUGCUGGUGUCUUUGCCGGCUCGCUGGGGACGAGUGUGGUGGACUCUGAAGUCUAUUUGGUGGGCGCUAGUGGUGGCGUUUAUGCCAUUUUGGCAGCCCAUUUGGCCAAUAUUACCUUGAACUAUGGCCAAAUGAAAUAUGCUGUAGCUCAGCUACUGUCAGUGGUGAUAUUUGUACUGUGCGAUCUGGGAUAUGCAUUCUAUACACAAUAUCUGGCCAUUGACAACGGCGGCAGCAGCAGCAGCAACAACACUGAGGCACCUCCUGUCUCAUAUAUUGCCCAUUUGACCGGUGCAUUGGCUGGUCUGACCAUUGGUCUUUUGGUGCUAAAAAAUUUCGAGCAUCGCACCUAUGAAAAUCUCAUUUGGUGGUUGGCUCUCGGUAUCUACUGUGCAUUCACCGUGUUUGCAAUUGUCUUCAAUUUGAUUAAUACGGUGACCGCUCAACUCAUGGAAGAACAAAGUGAAGUUAUUACACAGCAUUUGCUACACGAUUUGGGCGUAUCAUAAAUACACAAACACACACACAAACAUUGGAAUUGUAUCCCUGCCCCGCCCGCUUAAUUCUUAGCCCUUUUCUUUCUAUUAUUUCCCCCAUAUCCCUUGAAAUUGAAACUUCUUUUUGCCUUUUAAAAAUGCAAAAAGGAAAGGAAAUGCCGCUUUUUUCCUCUCUCUGUCCCCCCACAUUAAAAAUAAAGAAAGAAUUGUGUAAACAAAUGUUGUGAUAAUACCAAAGACUGAAUUUACUUCAUAAAAAAAGAAACCAACUCUAAUUUUUAUAAACUAGAAAAACAAACAAAUAACUCACACAAAAAAUACUAAAUAAUUUAUUGUAACUUUUUUUAAGGAACACAAAAUGUUAAGUAGAAUUAAUUUAUCUUAUUUUUGUUUUGUUAAUAAUUUUUUAUUUAUUUAUUUAAAAAAAAACCAACUCUCAGACCUUGCGCAAACAAAUCCUAAAAUUAAAUAAAAAAAAAAAUCAAGGAAACUAAAAUAUAAUUGCACAUCCACACACACACUAGUCAAACUGAUUUUUUGAAAAUUUGUUAAACAUUUUAUGUAUUAAACCCAAAAAAAAUCUCUUAACUUACUAAAGAAAAGCAUUAAAACACAUCUAUUCACACACUCACAUACACAAAGUAUUAUUAUUUGUAAAAUGAAAAUAAACAAUGUAAAAAAACCCCAACAACAACAAAGAAACCACAAGAAACAAAGUUGUAUUUGAAACGAAGUUGUAUUUGAUAUCCAAAAAAGAAAAAACAUGUUAUUUUUUUGUAAUAAUUUUAAAUAUUAUUAUUGUUUUUAUUAUAAUUAUUAUUUAAUUUUUUAUUUAUUUUUAAAAACAGGGUUUUUAAUUAUUUCAACAGACAAAACAAAAAAAAAACUCACACAAAUAAAACUAAAACUACCACAAAACAAAUUUAAACCAAAGAAAAAUUAAUUCCAUAAAAAUGUCUUGCAACAAAAAAACACAUACAUACACAAAACAAAAAAACAUAACAAUAAAACGAAUAAUUAAAAAACAAAAAUAGAAAAAGUCUUCGUGUUCAAAUCGUUGUAAAAAUAAUUAAACCCCCACUCUUUCUCUUUGUAAUAGUGUUUCAAAACAAAAAUGUACUCCCCACUUUCCCUUAAGUAUAUUAUUAAAAAACAAAUAUCUAACUAAAUGCCAAAUACAAACGUAAAGAACAGUUUAAAAAUUGUCAUUGUAAAAUAUUGAAAUUUAAAGUAAUAUCCAACUCUCUGGACAACUCAUUCAUUUUCCCCCCGCCACCACCACAAUCAAAUACAAAAACAAUGCCCAAACAUUUAAACAAUACCCACAAAUCCAUAGACAGUUGGACUAAUGUAAUGUAUCUCCACCAACUAUCUGCCCACCACCUUCAUUCAUUAUUAUUUAUUUCAAAUCUAAUAGCAACAACCACAAUACUCUGUGUUAUAUAUAAGUGAAUGUAUGUGUUCUCCUGUCCUGUCCUGCCCAAAACGGAAGCAGGAAGAAAAAAAUAUAUAAAAUGAAAAACAUUUUGAAAAAGAAAAACAAAAAUAAGAAAACAAUAAAUAAAAAAGAAAAACAAUAAUAAAACAAAAAUGUUACCAAUAUUAAAACUAAAAA
Molecule: messenger RNA, 3763 nt
Organism: Musca domestica (house fly)
Lineage: Eukaryota; Metazoa; Arthropoda; Insecta; Diptera; Muscidae
Product: protein rhomboid
Exons: 4
Coding region: 1078-2160 (360 amino acids)
Cellular component (GO): membrane
Molecular function (GO): serine-type endopeptidase activity
Source: RefSeq, a predicted model, not a curated record